AUGAGUACGAUACAGAAUAUUAAGAACUUCAUUAGGCAUGGCAAGCAGGCCCGCCUAGUCACUCAUUCCGAACCGACCACCGACGUGUCGACCGUGCAUGCCGAGCAACAGCGACAGCCACUAGGUCAAUUCUCGCCCGCCUUGGAAGCCUUUGGGCCCGAAGGCCGGGUGAAUGCGCAACACAAGCCGGAUUCACAGGUCAGCCAAGAUCGCUCUGCUGAAAUUGAACGCUUGGUCGCAGAAGAAAAUGUGACUCGAUCCACAAUGCCCAAAUACCCGGGUUUAGAUCGCUGGAUCCUGGUGGAAAAGAUGGGCGAUGGCGCUUUUAGCAACGUCUACCGCGCCAAAGAUAGCACAACGGAAUAUGGUGAGGUGGCCAUCAAGGUCGUCCGGAAGUUCGAAAUGAACAGCAACCAGCGAGCAAAUAUCCUCAAGGAGGUUCAGAUUAUGCGCAACCUUGACCACCCCAACAUUACCAAAUUGAUCGACUUCUCCGAAUCACGACAAUACUACUACAUCAUCCUGGAGCUUUGCCCCGGAGGCGAACUGUUCCAUCAGAUUGUGCGAUUGACCUACUUCAGCGAGGAUCUCAGUCGCCAUGUUAUCACUCAAGUCGCAGAGGCAAUUGAAUAUCUGCAUGAGACAUCAGGUGUCGUUCAUCGUGAUAUCAAACCCGAAAAUCUUCUGUUCUACCCAAUCCCCCAGACCCCCACCAAAAACCCCAAGCCCAAGCAACCCGGCGAUGAAGAUAAGGAAGAUGAAGGAGAAUUUAUUCCUGGUCAUGGCUCAGGUGGCAUUGGAAAGAUCAAACUCGCAGACUUCGGUCUUUCCAAGGUGAUCUGGGAUAGCCAAACUAUGACCCCUUGUGGUACAGUUGGAUAUACUGCCCCAGAGAUUGUCAAAGAUGAGCGCUAUUCCAAGAGUGUGGAUAUGUGGGCCAUGGGUUGUGUGCUUUACACUUUGCUCUGCGGUUUCCCUCCAUUCUACGACGAGAGCAUCCAAGUUCUCACUGAAAAGGUCGCACGCGGCCAAUACACAUUCUUGUCACCCUGGUGGGACGACAUCUCCAAGUCCGCGCAGGACUUGAUUUCUCACCUUCUCACCGUGGACCCUGAGAAGCGUUACAGCAUCAAGGAAUUCCUUGAGCACCCCUGGAUCCGCGGCACAGAUGAGGCGACUACCGCCGCCGCAGAUGCUCCUCCUUUGGCCACACCCCUUCAAACGACCGAGCAGGGCCAACAAUUCGACUCAGUCAGCGCCGAGCACGGCCCUUACCAACCCGCCAGCGCCCGUUUCCUCGAGCAGCCCUCCGUAACAGCCGACCGCCGUAUGGACUUCCGAUCUCCCGGCGCAUUCAACCUCCGCGAGGUCUUCGAUGUUGGCUACGCAGUCCACAGACAAGAAGAGGAGGGCAAACGCCGCGCCAAAGUCCGCAAUGCCAACCGCAACGGCCCAGCUGGAUUCCAGUCGGCCCUCGGCUCCCUCAACGAGGACUAUGACGACGAUGAACAAGAAUACAGCCACCGUGUCGGCGGCCAGCCCCCGCAAAAGGUACCCAAGGCCCAGGGCACCGGCGAGAUGGCCGGCAUGGAAGCCAAGCUCCGCUCUACAAACCUCGGUAACCAGAGCAGCGCCGCCCAAGCACGAGCCGCCCCUCAUCAGCAGAAAGCCCGCCAGGGUUACGGCAUGCACGAUGCUAACGUCGCAUCGGCGGCCAAGAGCGCAAUGCGCAAGCCCCAUCAACCCUUCGAGCUUACUCUCGACGGCGCCACCCUCCUUGAAAAACGUGGUCGCCGCAAUCAGCCAGUGGUAUAG
This is a messenger RNA of Penicillium nucicola, 1815 nucleotides long. Its product is annotated as serine/threonine-protein kinase. The transcript has 3 exons. The coding region runs from base 1 to 1815 and encodes 604 amino acids. Gene Ontology annotation, molecular function: ATP binding; protein kinase activity. The record is from RefSeq and is a predicted model, not a curated record. Gene Ontology annotation, biological process: protein phosphorylation. Lineage: Eukaryota; Fungi; Ascomycota; Eurotiomycetes; Eurotiales; Aspergillaceae.